AUUUCUUUUCUGAAAAAAAUCAUGCUUUUUAAAGCUCACCCAUAUAAUUCCCACUCAUUAUCUUUGUUGCUUAAAGCUCUUGCCCUCCCAGCUCUCCCUUAUCCCCCCACUCUCUCUCUCUCUCUCUCUCCUAAACCCCAUCAAUUUCAAAGCAAAUUCCUCUCCUUACACCAAGAAAUAAAACAAAAUAACUAAACACACACAUAUCCUCCCCUAAAUAUAGUCACUGAUGAGAAAGACCCACCACACAGAUUAAACUACAAACUCACUGAUCACAACCUCUCUCAUAAAAAAAAAAACGAUCACAAACACACACACAAUCAUACGAACACAGCAACACACACACACACUCAUGCGAUCAUGGAGGGAGGCGAUGACUUCCACCACCAUCACCACCGCCAGAACUUCCCAUUCCAGCUCCUCGAGAAGAAAGAAGACCAAGAAGCAGCGUCAUGCUCCACCUCCUCCCCAUACCCUUCUCUAGCAAUCUCCGCAGAACCAACCACAUCCAAUUCAACCCGAUCCAACCAGCUCGUGCCGGUGCCGCCAGCCGAACCUGCCAUCAAAAAGCCACCGCCCAAACGAACCUCCACCAAGGACCGCCACACCAAGGUCGACGGCCGUGGCCGCCGCAUCCGAAUGCCGGCGCUCUGCGCCGCCCGAGUCUUCCAACUCACCCGCGAACUCGGACACAAGUCCGACGGCGAAACCAUCGAGUGGCUCCUCCAACAGGCAGAGCCCGCCGUCAUCGCCGCCACGGGCACGGGAACCAUCCCCGCGAACUUCACCUCCCUCAACAUCUCCCUCCGAAGCUCUGGGUCCUCCAUGUCCGUGCCAUCUCAGCUACGAUCCUCCUACUUCAACCCCAACUUCUCCGUUCAACAACGCAGAACCUUGUUCCCGGGAAUCGGCUUGUCCUCGGAGAGCAACACCAACACCUCCACCACUCUCCUCAAUUUCCAAUCCAACAACCUCACCGCCACCAUGUUGCAGGCCAAGCAAGAACUCCGCGACGGUGCUCCCUCUUCCUCCACGUUGGAUUUGUCGGAGACAAGCGCCGAAGAAGGUUUGGGAAGAAAAAGAAGACCCGUGGAACAAGACUUGUCCUCCACGCAGCAUCAAAUGGGUAGUUAUCUGCUGCAGUCGAGUGCAGGGGCUAUUCCGACGUGUCACGCUCAGAUUCCGGCGAAUAUAUGGAUGGUAGCAAAUUCCUCUAAUAACCAAGUUAUGAGCGGUGAUCCUAUAUGGACCUUCCCACAGGUUAAUAAUAGUGCUUUGUAUAGAGGCACAGUUUCUAGUGGGUUGCAUUUUAUGAACUUUCCCACCCCCAUGGCGUUGUUGCCUAGUCAGCAACUUGGGUCUUCUGGGAUUGGUGGUGUUGGGGGAAGUAGUGGAGUUGGAAAUAUCAAUAUGAAUGAAGGGCAUUUGAGUAUGCUUGCUGGGCUUAGCCCUUAUCGUCCUGUUAUAGGAGUUUCCGAGUCUCAGGCAAGUGGGUCACAAUCACAUCGUGGUGGUGGAAGUGAUGAUCGACAUGAUAGUACCAGUCACCACUCUUAGAGGAUCCAUCAUCACCAUAACUUCUUAUUCUUCUUCUUCCUCUUGUGUAGUAGUUUGAUGAUGAUGUGUUUAACACACGUGAGGUUUGGUUGAUCUUCGAAAUUGAGUUUUAUUUAUUCCCAAAAUUAAUUUUUUCGUGUGAUUAAUAUUUUGGAGGGGAGGGGGAUCCGAGAGAAGGGAAGAGGGUUUUUUAGGGUUUGGGAGAUGACACUAUUGGGUAUUUGGCUGCCUGCUUCUCUUUUUUUUUUUGGUAAAAAAAUGUCUUCUUUGAGUUAUUAUUUCACUACACGAUAUCUUAUCAUCAUUGUUUGUGCAAUUUUCUUUCUUUUAUUUUCAAGUUUUUUCCUCCUCAUAUAUAUAGUCUUUUAAUUGCUUUGUAAUUUUAUGCUUUUUAUGUUAAAGAGAAGAAAACGACUCACUUCCAUUCCAUGAGCUCCGCUAAGUUUCCUACCUAACAGGCAUUUGGGUUUUUAUUUAUUUAUAUUUUUCUUCAUCUCUCUCUCUCUCUCUCUCUCUCUCUCUCUUUCUGGGCCACUGAGCUCGUGUGGUAAAAGGGAUGAAACAGUGUUACCGCAAGACUAAUGUAAAAUAUAGUGGUGGUAUUAAAUUUACAUUGCUUUUUGAUCAUUCUGAUUCUAAAUCUCUGCCAUGAAUCUCGAGGUUUACUGCAUCAAUGAU
Messenger RNA from Abrus precatorius (Indian licorice), 2235 nucleotides. RefSeq names its product transcription factor TCP14-like. Gene Ontology annotation, cellular component: nucleus. Gene Ontology annotation, molecular function: sequence-specific DNA binding; DNA-binding transcription factor activity. The transcript has a single exon. The coding region runs from base 361 to 1557 and encodes 398 amino acids. NCBI's taxonomy places the organism in Eukaryota, Viridiplantae, Streptophyta, Magnoliopsida, Fabales, Fabaceae. The record is from RefSeq and is a predicted model, not a curated record.